Molecule: messenger RNA, 1485 nt
Organism: Lonchura striata (white-rumped munia)
Lineage: Eukaryota; Metazoa; Chordata; Aves; Passeriformes; Estrildidae
Source: RefSeq, a predicted model, not a curated record
AUGCCAUUGUCUGCCUUCCCUAAAUCAAACAAUCCUUUCAUUAAUUUCAGUAAAAAUAUAUUUAUGAACACUCUGAAAUAUCUCCAGAGUAAUGAAUUUCUCUUGGAUGUGGAUUUGUGGAGACUUUUUGCAAACUUAGAGGAGUUAAACAAGGAUGAAAGUGUGGGCUUAGGAGCAGGCUUGCAGCCCCAACUGACUGAUAAGAUAAGUCUCAGUUUUCUGAAAACGUUUUUUGAAACUGUGAAGAAGCACAUCAGCAAGUCAGACUAUCCUAUGGAUUUCAGCUCCGUACUCAGAACGUUUUUCCAGCGUGACCUCUGCCAGACACAUCAGAUUUAUUGCCUUAAUUAUACUUCUGCCAUCUUCUACUUAGAAAAACUGAGACGGAGAGAAGAUUUUGGCAUCUACCUGAAGUGGUGUGAACAAAAUGAACAGUGCAAAAGAUUGCAUCUGCCAGAGCUGCUGGUUGCUCCUCUACAUCGACUGACGCGGUAUCCCCUCCUCCUCAACAACAUCUGGAAGAGGAGCACUGAUGAAACAGAGAAAAGUUUUAUCCAGUCACUUAAAGAGAAGGUGGAAAAGUCUAUAAGGGAUCUGGAAGGGAAAGUCAAGUGGUUGGACAACUUUCAGAAGUUCAGGCAGCUGCAAGAGGUCAUAAUUUGGCCUCGGGUCUGGGAUCGUGACAAAAGGUUCUUUGUCCCAGAGUGUUUGAAGCACAACUUAAAAGAAAACAGCAGUGAAAACAUUUUGUCUUCAGCGAACAGACUUCUCCUUCAUGAAGGGAAGCUGAUGCUAGCAGAAAGCACAAGACUCCUUGAUGUCUACCUCUUUUUAUUUGAUGAUUUCCUACUAAUUACCAAAAUUAAACGUAACAAAAAGAAAUAUGGAGGCUCAGACACCAAUUUAAUCUCUGUCUGUCCUUCCCUCACUCCCGAGCUGCAGUCCUUCAUAAGAGAGGGGGGAUUUUGCACAGUCCUAGAUCAGCCCAUCCCACUAGACAGACUCAUACUGAAAAAUGUUGAACCCAUCCAAGUUACAGUCUUCAGCCUGCGAAAUGCUUUUCUAAUUCAGCAUGAGAACAGGUACCAGCAGUGCAUUGCAGUCUUCUUGCUACAAGCUCAGACAGAGACUGCCAAGAAAGCAUGGAUGUCACAGAUAGAAACAGCAAUCUCCAAUUACACCACACAACAUGAAACCAAGAAAAGCACUGCUUUCUGCUUCCCUGUUGAAUCAUCUGAAAUUUAAUAAUGUCAGUAUUACACAGAGCCAGUGGAAGACUAUUGUGGUGAUAAUAUAGUUAUUUUAUAAUGUAAUACCUUAGGUCUCUGAAGCUAACAGAUUUCUGACUUGACAAAAAUAUGGCACACAGACCACACGUGUAGGAAUAAAUUGGAGGAGGGGAAUGAGCCAUGCAACAAAUAUAUCGCUCCUAGAUGCUUUUUUGCUUCACCUAGGGAAGGGUCUUACCAUUCAGGGAAGCUUUAA